AGACACAGUGUAACGAGACGAGAGGAAUCACAAGCUGCACACAGUGAUCAAGGAGCGAAUCUGUUGCGUCUGACUCAACCUGUACAACAGCAGCUAAGAGGGAUUAAGGAAGUAAACCCGACAUGUGGACUGCACGACUACCAGCAGCUCUGUUUAUCGUCUUCUUUCUCCGCACACAUUAUGUCUCAGGCUCCUAUCCCCGAGCACAGAAUGUCACUUGGAAAUCUACCAACUUUAAAACAUUUUUGACCUGGGAGCCCAAGCCAUCAGUGGAGUACUCCUACACAGUGGAAUUCUCCGUGGUUGGUGGAAACAAACAGAGGAACCCUCACUGUAUCCGGUCCUCAGCGACACUGUGUGAUCUGUCCAGCUCUCUGACUGAUCUGAAUAGCUCCUACACGGCUGAUGUUCUGUCUGAACCCCCACUUGGAGCCACCUCUGACCUCACCGAGUUCCCGUACACCAGCGCACCACGAUUCUGCCCUUACAAAGACACUGAUAUAGGCAAACCUGAAUUCAAGGUGGAGGUCAGUGAAGACAAAAAGAAGACCACCCUGUAUGUGACUGACCCACUCACUGCCCUGUUUAAAGAUGGACGCCAGCUGAAUAUCAGGGAUAUCUUCUCUGACCAGUUGCAGUAUAAAGUCACUUACCGGAAAAAUAAGAGCACUGGCAAGAAAUUCUACAGCUCCAAGAGCAAUGUGAUAGAGCUAACUGAUCUGGACCAAGGGGAGAGCUACUGCUUCAGUGUCCAGGCUUACAUCCCCACCCGCAGCAUUGACAAGCAACUGGGAGAGCUAAGUCAGACCCAGUGCUCCAAUGAUGACGGCAAGUCCUUCUUUGAAGUGUAUUCUGUGGGUGUGAUCGCUGGUGCCAUCUUCAUCAUCCUGUUGCUGAUUGGCCUCAUUAUUACUGUCACAGUGAUCUGCUGCAAGCGCAGGAAGAAAGCUCUGAAAAGUGGCAAAGAAGGACUGCCACUCCGUGAUGUAUAGUGCUUUCCAUUAUACACAAACAUUACUGUGGAAACAUGCGGUACAGCUGUGGUCUGAAAGAAAGCAGGAGGGCACACCUGGUUCAACAUUCCACUGUCAGACACUGGAAUCAAUCCUUCCUUUAGUUUCUGUGAAACUGCCAUUGAAUAUGUUGAAUGUAUUUGAUUUAUUUUUCUUUUCAUUUCACGCUGCAGAAAAAGAGACUUCAGGAAAACAAAACUCCUACUGCACACACUAGUGAUAUUGCUGAAGCUGUAAUAUUCCAUUCUCUGUCUUUUAUAUUUGGUGAGUGGUACUUCUUAUGACUGUAGAUGUAUGCUGCUACCUGACUUUAUUUAUUUCAUUUUAUAGUGUACUUUUUAACCUAAUAUGAUUGUCAUAAUUAAGAUUUUUUGGGAGACUGGUGAAAAGCAACAGUUUAUGGGAAAUUAUGACCAAGGACAUAUUUUUGUAUCUGAUGUUUAAUUUAUUCUGUUUAAUUGAAAUAACAAAUUUGUGUAUGAUGCUUUUUUUAGCUGUGUUAUACUGCAAAUUGUCACAGAUGAUUAUAUAAUGUGGUGAAAUGUUGUAAUAAAAGUAAUAAAUAUUUUAAAGAGGA
Scatophagus argus is the source of this 1590-nucleotide messenger RNA. RefSeq names its product coagulation factor IIIa (gene f3a). Gene Ontology annotation, cellular component: membrane. The record is from RefSeq and is a predicted model, not a curated record. The coding region runs from base 123 to 992 and encodes 289 amino acids. Lineage: Eukaryota; Metazoa; Chordata; Actinopteri; Scatophagidae. Gene Ontology annotation, molecular function: protein binding. The transcript has 6 exons. Gene Ontology annotation, biological process: blood coagulation.